CCGGCGGGGAUGGUCUCGCCCGUUCUUUCCUUCCUGUGUACCGGUUGGGCGGCGGCCGCUCGCUGUCCGGAAGCGCCGCAGCCGCCGCUUCGCAUCGCCACGCUCUGACCCGGACCUCGUGCCGUCAUCGCCAGAGCCAACAGCCAACAUGUCCAGCAAAAGGGCAAAGACGAAGACCACCAAGAAGCGCCCUCAGCGCGCCACCUCCAAUGUAUUUGCCAUGUUUGAUCAGUCCCAGAUUCAGGAAUUCAAGGAAGCCUUCAACAUGAUUGAUCAGAACAGGGAUGGCUUCAUUGACAAGGAGGACCUGCACGACAUGCUUGCCUCCCUCGGAAAGAACCCAACAGAUGAAUACCUGGAUGCCAUGAUGAACGAGGCUCCAGGCCCCAUCAACUUCACAAUGUUCCUCACAAUGUUUGGUGAGAAGCUCAACGGCACUGAUCCAGAAGAUGUCAUCAGGAAUGCUUUUGCUUGCUUUGACGAAGAAGCAACAGGGUUCAUUCAAGAAGACUACCUGCGGGAGCUGCUGACCACGAUGGGAGACAGGUUCACAGAUGAAGAGGUAGAUGAGCUCUACAGAGAGGCACCAAUUGACAAAAAGGGCAAUUUCAACUACAUUGAAUUUACACGCAUCCUUAAACAUGGAGCAAAAGACAAGGAUGACUGAGCAAAUCCCUGGACAUCUGCAGAUUCUCUCUAUACUUACGUUUAUUUUUGAGGGGGUUUUCCUGGUAGAACUUGUUGCAUGCAUUUAGCUUUACAACUUUUGCCUUUCUUAAUGUAUUUAUCUAUUCCAGGCCAUUUAGGUUCAACUGCACCUAUAUAAUCAGACUGGAAGUGGGGAAAAUAUUGUAAGGAGAAGGAGAUAGGGGCAAAGAUCAGUGAACUUUUAAGUCCAGGAAAAUAAUCUCAAUGUUUCUGGUUUAGCUGGAUUUUUACAUUUUUUGUAAUAAAUGCCAUUUUGAAAUAAAGAUUGCUAUAUAGAUUAAAAAACAACAAAAAAAAACCCCACCUCAUUCUUUUGUCAAGAGAGAAAUUUCUGUUAUGCAUUUACAAAUGCAAGUGUGUUAAUCAUAUUUUAUUUGCAGUUGCAAAUCGAGCUGGAAAACCUGACAGCUUUGCUGUCGUUGCAUAGUUAUGAGAUGUGUGCAGCAGUAUAUAUGCUGAUAUUUGAAAAUUCAGCUGUUUAAAUGUUAUCUCAGGUUUUCAUAGUGGAUCUGACUGAUGUGAGUAGUUAAUCAAAGAUGUGUUUAGGGAAGACUAUUACAAUUGCCAGCAGAGAGCACUUGGGAUUCCUAGGAUCCUAUUCCUUAGGAUUCCUAGGAAAUCAAUGAGGCAGUGCCUGUGCUGGCAGUAGUAAACAGCAGUGCUUGUCCAGAAAACCUACGUAAAGCCUUAUUGUUCCGCACAUUAAUGCCUUUGAGAAUGACAGUGCUGAGAAUUAACUUGGCAAAACCAUAUCCAAGAUAAAGCCCUUUCACUUCUUAAAUGAUCAUAAAUUUUCUUCAUUUACCCUGAUACUGAUAAAAUGGCUUUCAGGCAAGCAAGAUUCAUUCAAACAGAAACAGCUGACUUCAAUACCAAGAAAACAGAGUUCAUUCUCUCAGGUCUCCAGAUGACCACAUCCUUUCAUUUGUCUCUUUUUUUCCUGGCAACUUCAAGCUAAAAGGUGGAAGGGGAAUUUAUCUUGCCAACAUAUUUACCAAUUGAAGUUAAGAUCUCUUAUCAAAGAAACUAUUCCCUGAACUGUUUCACAUUAUUUAAGUGACCCAAAAGAAUAGGAACUUUAGCUUAGGGGCUUGUAAAGGCUGGGCCAGCAUGAAAUGCCCCAGAGUGCAAAUGUUUGUCCAGUUUCCCUUGUGGUAUGGAAGGCUUGCCUUCUGCUCUGGUUUGCAUUGGGAUGGUGGCAGUUCUUGAAAAUGCUCUGGCUCUGUUAGUAUUCCUAACUAAAUAAGUCAGUAUUACAAAGUACGUUCAGUGAAAAUACUUUGAUGUUCAUUCCUGGGUGGUUUCUUCCGCUUCUGUGCUUAAUUAUAAUUGGUUUGUAACUACUGCUUUCCUAUUUCCAUUUUAUCUACCUGUCACUUUGCCUCAGUUUGUUUCUUCCUCCUACCCAGACCAUGUGCUUCACUAUACUACCUUAGAGUGCCACAGCUGCUCUUUUCCUCAAAAGAUUGUCUUUAUACUAUUUCCUUCCUCUUGAGUAUGGUUGCUAUGGUGUUUCUCCGUGGAAUGCCUGAAUGAGUCUACCAAAACUGACUUAUUUUCAGUUUUCUUUUAUUCAGAGGCAGUUUUGUGUCAAAAUUUUCACCCGCAGUGCUCCUGUCACAGAGGAAGUGUUGAGAUGAAGGAAACAUUGUAUUGUUGAAAUGUUGCUAUAUAAUAUUAAACUGAGGAGCAGUUAGGCUGUCA
Messenger RNA from Tympanuchus pallidicinctus (lesser prairie-chicken), 2412 nucleotides. Its product is annotated as myosin regulatory light chain 2, smooth muscle minor isoform. Lineage: Eukaryota; Metazoa; Chordata; Aves; Galliformes; Phasianidae. Gene Ontology annotation, molecular function: calcium ion binding. The record is from RefSeq and is a predicted model, not a curated record. The transcript has 4 exons. Bases 149 to 667 code for a protein of 172 amino acids. Gene Ontology annotation, cellular component: cytoplasm.